Messenger RNA from Morus notabilis, 872 nucleotides. RefSeq names its product photosynthetic NDH subunit of lumenal location 3, chloroplastic. The record is from RefSeq and is a predicted model, not a curated record. Gene Ontology annotation, cellular component: photosystem II oxygen evolving complex; extrinsic component of membrane; photosystem II. The transcript is spliced from 3 exons. Lineage: Eukaryota; Viridiplantae; Streptophyta; Magnoliopsida; Rosales; Moraceae. Gene Ontology annotation, molecular function: calcium ion binding. Gene Ontology annotation, biological process: photosynthetic electron transport chain; photosynthesis. Bases 70 to 744 code for a protein of 224 amino acids.
UGAAACUAUAAACUUCCACUCUCAUCAGAGCGCUGAAGCUCCCCAUUUUCUUCACUCAAUUCUUCCCCCAUGGCCCGUUUGGCAAACCUGAACGGAAUCUCGGAGACGCUGGCGGGCGCGCUAAGGCUUCCGAGCCUACGGAGGACCCAAAAGAGGGCAAACAUAGUCGGAUUUCAAGGCAAGAAAAAGGAUGAUCAUUCUCAAUCAGAACACAAUGUGCAAACCACAAGAAGAAAACUAGCACUAGGACUUGCCUCCAUUGCACUUGUUGGUAACACUACCUGCAACGGCGUCUCUCUCGCCGAAGACAACGGCUUCUGGAUAGAUGGCCCUUUGCCUGUUCCUACUGUUGAUAACAAUAUAGCGAACGAGAAGACGGGCACUCGUUCUUUUCUGAAGAAGGGGAUUUAUAUGGCAGAUAUUGGAACAAAAAACAGAAAGUACAGGCUGAGGAAGUGUGCCUUUGAUCUCCUUGCUCUGGAAGAUCUGAUUGGAAAAGACACAUUAAACUACGUCCAAAAGUAUCUUCGACUCAAAUCGACUUUCAUGUACUACGAUUUCGACAAGGUUAUCACUGCAGCAACGGUCGAUGACAAGCAACCUCUCACUCAUCUGGCUAACAGAUUGUUUGACAGUUUUGAGAAGCUUGAAGGUGCUACUAAACAGCGCAAUCUGCCUGAAACAGAAACAUUUUACAAAGACACAAAGGUUAUUCUACAAGAGGUCAUGGACCGAAUGGCAUAGAUUUGUAUAAUCAUUUCUUUUUUCUUUUUUAGAUUUGUAUGGUCUUGUUUUUUUCUUUGAUAAAAUCAAAGCAAAAGAUUGGUUACUCAUCCGAAUAUGGUCAAUAAAGUCUUCUCAUUCAUAUUUAA